Suillus clintonianus is the source of this 1561-nucleotide messenger RNA. RefSeq lists its product as uncharacterized. The transcript is spliced from 2 exons. The record is from RefSeq and is a predicted model, not a curated record. Lineage: Eukaryota; Fungi; Basidiomycota; Agaricomycetes; Boletales; Suillaceae. The coding region runs from base 33 to 1226 and encodes 397 amino acids.
UUUCUCUCCUAACAACGCCAGAUCUGCUUUCAAUGAUGAAAGCAUUCAGCAAGAAGUGCACGAAAGUGUUCCGUGAGACCCAUGCCUCAUGGUCUUUCUUUUGUUCAAGUUCACACAUCUCUCGGUCACCUGUCAACGUGACGCCGACAGAACCGUACAUCCAUCGGCUGCCAGUGGAACUUCUACAACAGGUAUUCUUGCUCGUCGUUAACGACGUGUUGGAUUGUCCUAGUAUCUUCUCAUCUGGAUAUGGCACCAUUUCGGUCAACGUCGCCAGCCCUCCCUUAGUCUUAACCAGGGUGUGCCGCCUUUGGAGAGUCGUUGCACAUUCGACGGCGGGAAUCUGGUCGCGCAUCCAGGUCGCGCUCCCCGGGCGAGUUGAAGAAUUAACUCCAUUUCUUCCACAUCUCCUCCAGUGUUGGCUUGUUCGCUCUGGUAGUCUUCCCCUCACACUUCACAUCGUAGAACUUGACACUGGCAAACCGCAGUCGUAUCCCUACCCCACUUGCUUAGAUCACUACUACACUUGGAUGUCAUCAGUGGGAGACUUUCGAAUUCUCGAUAUCCUCAUUUCUGAGAGCAAGCGUUGGGAAACAGUGGUUAUGCCACGCGUGUAUGACCAGAGGUUUAAUUUUGACACACCUCAGUUGAGAUCCUUGGAAUGUCACUUGUCAAACCUCGGCAAAUUCUAUGCACCAAAUCUUUCCUGCCUAUACAUCAAAGAUGGCUUUUGUCGGACCUUCCCAAUCCCUACUUGCAAAGAUCUACGUCAUCUCCACCUCCGGGAUGCUUCCGCGUGCGCUAUAUGCUCCACUAUAGCCGGUUUCUCUCAUCUGGAGACCAUCAGGGUUGAUGAAAUUAUAUUCUCUCGUGAUGUUCCUGCCCCUAGAGCCUGUGAUUCGACGACGCUGGAAUUUAUGACCCUCCCCCUCCCCUCCCCCAUGUCGGAUAACUUUCGGCAAGAGUUCAUCGACGUAUUCAGUCUACUUCAUCUUCCUGUGUUGCAGAAAUUGACUCUGGUGGGGGUACCGAAAAAACGACAAGUUGAUUGUCUUUUGGCGGUGCUGGCAGUCGCAUCUUUCCGGGUGCCAGUGGUCGACUUUCAGACGGACGAACCACUGAGCAAAGUUUAUAUAAACAAGAUUGAACCGUUGCUCUCAAUUGUGGGAGAGGUUUCCUUUUGUGGAAACUUGCUUCAGAUCAACGAGCAUCGAAAUUGGCGAUGAAUGGGAAAACUGAAGUCACGUUUUGACUCAAGAUAAGCAUACAUACACGAAGUACACGCCCAUGAAUUCUACCAUGCCUUGUAGCUUCGCGCCAAGUUUGAGCAAUGUGCAUCCUUGCCUUAAACUAGUUGUUACUUCGAGGUUGAGCCCGCCCACGCCCUCUCAGCCGUUCUACCCAUGCGUGUGUAGGAUGAAUAUUACUUAACAGCAAGAGCAGGUAGCUAAUUCUUGCCAUGGAAGAGCUAUGCUUGAUGAAUCUUGUUGGUGUCUUAUGACUUGUCCGCCUCAGUGGCAGGUCGCCAACCUCGCGAAUCGCCAUCAUGAGUAUUUCAGUU